Molecule: messenger RNA, 996 nt
Organism: Cotesia congregata
Lineage: Eukaryota; Metazoa; Arthropoda; Insecta; Hymenoptera; Braconidae
Source: the annotation of a GenBank genome assembly
AUGGAAAGGAGUAAUAUGCACGUGGUGUUCAUGGGUGACUUUCCGAUGUUACGGGAAAAAAUAGUGAAGAAGAAAAAUAAUUCAAUUGUUUGGUUUUUUUUUGGAAUUGUUGAUUCUUUGCUAAGAGGCGUUGGUCAGUUAAUACAAGAACCAUUACGAAAUAUUGAAAACGGGCUUACUGUUUACAACCCAGUGCUAGUUGGCGCCAUAACUUACGCGCUGUUUCCAUCAAACUACAACAAUGGCCGCUGGGAUUCAUUUUCCAUUCUUCUAACAUUUAUUGCCGUUAUUGUAAGCGUUUAUUUAACUCGUUCGUUAGCACGUGAGGAUUUUCCAUGCGUGACAAUUCCUUUCAAUGUUAUCGAAGUCAUUCUCUUCGUCAUUUUGAUCACCCAAGGCGCCAUCUUGGUCAAGAAGGACCCCGCAGACACAAUAGUUAAGUACACUAUUGUAGAUAAUUUACUAAACACCACCAAAGAAGAAAUUUAUACAAGAAAUGAAACAAACUUAAACUGGGGACUGGUAUUCCGCGGGACAGUAGUAUCAGCCUCGCAAGUGUAUGGCGUCGAUAAUGUAGCGGCUUCGUCGAUAAUAUACUUGGCUCUGUUGAUUUACUCUCCAGUUAGCGCCAUCUUUUCUGUUUUUGGUUCACUACUUGGUUCGUUGGUCGGUUUAUGGGGUUACAAUAGUUUUCUGACUAGUGCUGCCUUCGGUGGAUUGUACGUAACCUUAAAUCAGCAAACGGUGCCAUUAACCUUAGCAUCAGUAAUUUUUACCGUGGCCGUACAAUAUAUUCUUCAGAAACUGUUUACUCAGUUUGGUCUUCCAGUAUUCACAUUACCGUUCGUUAUAACAUUCGCCGUAUUUUUGGGGGUUAGAAAACCUUCCGGAAUGUUUAUAAAACCAGAAAGCGUGACAUUUCCUGAAGAUCAACGGCGGAACUAUUUAAACAGUGUAGUUUGCAGUUCGAGUCCCGCUCAAAGUAUUUCAGAUUAA